AUGGUUUUGACGAAUCACUGGCAGAGCCAGCUCCAGCUUGCUCAGACUUCGCGGGCGAGCAGCUCCCCACAUCACCAUGCUCGAGCUGCUGCCACAAUCUCUCGCGGCGGGACCGCCACGGCCUCUGGCAUGACUGAUCUGCUUUUUUCUGGAAACGGGAGUACGCCUCUGCUGUCUGGUGUUUCUUUCAAGUCUUAUGGCUUGCAGCAUGCUCGGGUUGAGUCUGCGGAUAUCGACGGCCGUGCGCUUGCUUCUGAUGAAAUCAACGAUCACCGCCAGGACUGGUCAGCGCUUGAUAUGGGAGGCCAAGGUCUUCGCAACAUCAACGUCAACUUGUUCAACUACCAGUUUUUAGACAAGCUUUACAUCAAUCACAACAGACUUAUGUCGCUUCCUGGGGCUAUUCGCAAUCUGUGCCAGCUCUCUGUCUUGGAUCUCAGCGGAAACAUGCUCACUUCGCUACCUCCCGAGAUUGGUUUGCUGCGGAGUUUGCGGAUGCUCUUGAUUAUCGACAACAACAUAUCGAAUCUACCGCCUGAAAUGGGAAUGCUGUACAAGUUGGAAGUGCUGGGAAUAGAAGGGAAUCCAUUACCUGAGUCCAUCAAGUCGCUGAUGUCCCGAGAAGGUACCCGAGGUGUUAUUGUUGAGCUCCGAGAUAACGGUCCUCCCCCUCCUACUCCUGCAGACCGAGAUUGGAUCGAACUGGAUGAAGAAGCACAGAAUCACAAGGACGAACUUUUCACUGUGGUUUCUUACAACAUUCUUUGUGAUCGGUAUACUGGAAUCUACGGCUAUUGUCCAAAAUGGGCACUCACUUGGGAAUACCGGAAGGCUCGACUUCAGGAGGAGUUGCAAAGAUACAACGCAGACAUAUUCUGUCUGCAGGAAGUUGACGGAGAAACAUACGAAGAGUUUCUGACUCCUCUGCUGAAAGACUAUGGUGGAUACUACUGGCCCAAGACGAGAGUGAAGACUAUGGGAGACAAGGAGCGGAAGAAGGUUGAUGGUUGUGCGAUAUUCUACAAGAAGUCUGUUUUCAAGCUGCUGGAAAAGCAGUCCAUUGAGUACAACCAAGCCGCGCUGAAACUACUAUGGGAAAACGAGACCAUCAGUAAGUUCCCGGACAUCUAUAACCGAAUAUCAACACGAGACAAUGUUGCCAUUGUUGUAUUUUUGGAGCACAUCAAGACGGGCAACCGACUGAUUGUUGGAAACACUCAUCUGCAUUGGGAUCCGUUGCAGAUGGACGUCAAGCUUGUGCAAGUCGGAUUGCUGAUGAGCGAGAUUCGAGACAUGGGCGAGAAGUUUGCAAAGACAAAACCGUCGGAAUUGCACAAGGAAGCGUAUAGCUCUGCGUCACAGAUACCGAUGAUUGUGUGCGGUGACUUCAACUCGACGGUGGACAGCGGUGUGUACGAGCUCAUCACGCACGGCGAGGUGAAGGGAGACCACAACGAUAUGCAGGGAUUCAAGUACGGAAAGUUUACGGCGGGAGGAAUCCAGCACCCGUUCACACUCAAGUCUGCGUACUCAAACAUCGGAGAGCUGUCGUUUACGAACUGUACGCCUACGUUCACCGAAUCGAUCGACUACGUCUGGUACUCGGCCAACAAUCUAUCUGUGACCGGACUGCUGGGCGAGCCGGACAAGGAGUACAUGUCUAAGGUUAUUGGGUUUCCUAACGCGCAUUUCACGUCAGAUCACAUAUCGCUGAUGGCAGAGAUGCAGUUCAAGAAGUCAUAA
Myxozyma melibiosi is the source of this 1743-nucleotide messenger RNA. RefSeq names its product glucose-repressible alcohol dehydrogenase transcriptional effector. Lineage: Eukaryota; Fungi; Ascomycota; Lipomycetes; Lipomycetales; Lipomycetaceae. Bases 1 to 1743 code for a protein of 580 amino acids. Gene Ontology annotation, molecular function: protein binding; poly(A)-specific ribonuclease activity. Gene Ontology annotation, cellular component: nucleus; CCR4-NOT complex; cytoplasm. The transcript has 3 exons. Gene Ontology annotation, biological process: nuclear-transcribed mRNA poly(A) tail shortening. The record is from RefSeq and is a predicted model, not a curated record.